This is a messenger RNA of Leptomonas pyrrhocoris, 2020 nucleotides long. Its product is annotated as putative serine/threonine-protein kinase putativeprotein kinase. Gene Ontology annotation, biological process: protein phosphorylation. Gene Ontology annotation, molecular function: ATP binding; protein kinase activity. Bases 488 to 2020 code for a protein of 510 amino acids. Lineage: Eukaryota; Euglenozoa; Kinetoplastea; Trypanosomatida; Trypanosomatidae. The transcript has a single exon. The record is from RefSeq and is a predicted model, not a curated record.
AGGUGAGGUCUGCUCUGAAGCUCUUGUUUGUGACCCCCCCUCCCCUCCCCACACACACACACACACGCACACGCAAAAAGCAUUGCAGCGGCGGAGUAACUGUCACUUGAAAAGUCGCCUCUGUCAUACACACGCACACACAACACACCUCCCGACGAUCGACCCUGCGACGGCGUCUUCGCUUUUCCCGAACAGUUUUAUUCGAGUAUUCAAUUUACCUGUGCUUUUUUAACUCUCUUAUAUAUAGAAUUUAUUGUGUCUUUACCCCUUCCUUUCUGUGUGCGAAGGUGCCAGAAUCUUAUUUGCCGCACUUUUUCUUGUUUUCUCCGGCCAUCCCUUUCGUACCGUCGAUUGCAGCUAUCGUGGCGUUCUUGGGUUUCACCAGAACAACUCGGACACCUCCCCAACUAACAAAAUCAAAAAAGAGAAGAAACACGGCGAAAAGAAGAAAGCUAAACAAGCAAAACAAACGAGGAGAAAAGUCAUCAUGGCGCAGGUUGCAGAUGAGUCACGCGCGAUGGAGAGCGAGGUGUUCCGCAAUAAGUACCGCCGCAUCAAGUCGAUCGGACGGGGCAGCUUUGGCGAGGCCGUGCUCGUGCGCUCGAAGGCGGAUGGCAAGCGCUACGUCGCCAAGGCCAUCGACUCGACGUCCAUGACGUCGAAGGAGAAGCGCGAUGUGCAGAAUGAAAUCCGCAUUCUCUCGGCGGUGGACCACCCCAACAUCAUCCGCUAUCACGAGCACUUCGAGGACGGCUGUCUCAUUUUCAUCAUCAUGGAAUACGCCGACGGCGGCGAUUUGAACUCGCGCAUUAAGGAGGCGAAGAAGGUGGACCCGGCGCAGCCCUUCGACCCCAAUUUAGCGAUGUUUUGGUUUCUGCAGAUCUGCAUGGCGCUCAAGUAUCUGCACGACAACCACAUCCUCCACCGCGAUCUCAAGACGGCCAACGUCUUCCUCACUUCCAAGAACGUGGUGAAGCUCGGCGACUUUGGUAUUUCGACCAUCUUGCAGAACACGAUGGCGUGCGCCAAGACGGUGUGCGGCACGCCCUAUUACUUCUCGCCCGAGUUGUGCCAGAGCAAGCCGUACAACAACAAAAGUGACGUGUGGGCCCUCGGCGUCGUGUUCUACGAAACCCUUACCCUGCGCCGCCCCUUCAACGCCAAGUCGCUGAAGGAUCUCCUCAAGAAGAUCCUCAUCGGCCAGUACGAUUCGAUCCCGUCGACGGUACCGGUGGAGAUGCGCUCCUUGUGCGCCAGCCUGCUGCAGGUGAACUACAUGCAGCGCCCGAGCAUCAACCGUAUUCUAGAGAGCUCCUACGUGCAGAGCACCUUGCGCGGCUUCAGCGAGGACCUCGCCCGCCAGGUGGAGCGGGACAAGAUGGAGUUCGAGGCGAAGCAGCGCAAGGAGGAGGAGAAGCAGGUAAAGCAGCAGCGGACGCCGCCGCCGGAGCCGGUGGUGGAGCAGCCACCCGAGCCGGCCAAGCCGCAGAUGAGCGAGCGGGAGCAGAUGGCGGUGCUGCGCGACAUGGACCGCGGCAAGAUGAAGGCGAUGCUCGCGAAGCAGGCGGCGGAGGCGAAGGCGGUCCCGCCGGCGUCCCCGAAGCAGACGGCGGAUCAGACCAUCCACCCCGACGUGGACGACGACGGCGACUACAUCGCCCAGAAAAACGCCAUCGUAAUGCAGACGAAGGACAUCGUCGGAAAGUCGAACCUCGGUGGCCACCCGGAGGACUUCGGCGACGGCCCGGCCGACAGCGCGCCGCAGGUAGAGACGAUUACGCUGCCUAACGGGCAGACGGUGCUGGCCCGCGACGUGCGCGGCCACCUCGAAAAGGAGAUGGGGUCGAAUUUGCUCGACCGUGCGGUGGAGAUGUACAACGCGGGGGCGAUGAGCGGCCUCACGAACUCGGAGGUGCAGCACGAGCUGAACGCGCUAGUCGGGCCGAAGUUUGCGCACAACUCCAACGCCAUCACCAAAUUAGCCGUGUGGGAAGGUAAGCAGAAGGUCAUGAGCGCGUAG